AUGCCCGUUCGAUUGUGCAUGCUCAUGGCGAUAGUGCUAGUAACCGCAGUAGACAACUUGGUCAUCUUCGUUCUUCGUAUUUCCUCUUCAUACGACGCAAUUGCUGUGCUGCACACUGACAUGGAGCUGCAUCAGCACUGGGUUUUACGUAGUUGGGGCUGCAUAAGCACGGAAAUCGGUGGUUUGAAGGCGGAGUGCUUCGUCAGUCUCGAUGCCGUCAUGCAGCACUUGCACAACCCCUUCCUCGAGAAGACCGGCAUCCCCAGGCUUGCCGAGCGUGCUUAUUUCGUCGAAAUGCCUUACCGCUUUAUUCCUGUCGAACUGGAACAAUUUGGUCCCAAUGAUCCGGUGACUGGUGUUGCCUACCCCAUUGGUCAGCUAGUGACCUCCGCGGAGAUAAAAGACGACCUUCGGCACAAUGAGUACCUCAUAUGCGACACCGAUCAAGGCAAGCAGCACUGCCUUGUCCGGGUCAAAUUUAAAUUCACCAAUAGUAAGACCCACUUUCAUUCAAUGCUACCUUUGCAACUCGGUGUAGCGCAUUCCGCCUUGUUCAAAGGUGUUGGACAGACGAAUUUUCACCUGUUGAUGCUCCAGUCCAGGUGUCCUUGA
Molecule: messenger RNA, 612 nt
Organism: Echinococcus granulosus
Lineage: Eukaryota; Metazoa; Platyhelminthes; Cestoda; Cyclophyllidea; Taeniidae
Product: Poly [ADP-ribose] polymerase
Exons: 3
Coding region: 1-612 (203 amino acids)
Source: RefSeq, a predicted model, not a curated record